Messenger RNA from Hypanus sabinus (Atlantic stingray), 812 nucleotides. RefSeq names its product C-type lectin domain family 9 member A-like. The coding region runs from base 18 to 812 and encodes 264 amino acids. Lineage: Eukaryota; Metazoa; Chordata; Chondrichthyes; Myliobatiformes; Dasyatidae. Gene Ontology annotation, molecular function: protein heterodimerization activity. The transcript has 7 exons. The record is from RefSeq and is a predicted model, not a curated record.
GGUGCCUUCGUGACUGGAUGUCUGGACAGAGCCCUGUGGGAUCGGCUGCGCAUGAACAGCAUCCGAAAGGAAAGAUCGGAAAUAGACCGCACCGUCUGAUCUGCCUAAUCUGCCUAGUUACGUCAGCCAUUAUCGUGACUGUGGCCGGUCUCUCGAUCCAUGUGUCACAGAUUCGUCAGUCUAAGGAAACCUGCCACCGAAACUACCAUCAGUUAAACUCAUCCCUUCAAUCCAAGCUUUCAGCGCUCAAAUCUAAUCUGUCCGAUCUCCAUCACCAGAUCUGCGAAUUGUUGACCAGAAGCAGAGAGCAAACAUGUUCCAAGGACUGGGUCACAAAUAAAGACCGGAGUUAUUACGUAUCCAGGUUUGAAACAUCUUUCCAAGAAGCGAAGCAAGAAUGUUCAAUCCGUUAUUCAAGGCUGCUGGAAAUAAAUUCAAGGGAUGAAGCGCUCUUUGUAUUCCACAAUCUUCCUGACAGCAACUUUGCUUACUGGAUCGAAAAAUGCGAAAACGGUCCGGGCUCCGAACAGUUUCUGAUUAUUAUUGUGUUUGAAACCGACGGGGAAGUGCCUGAUCCACCGAAACCCGCUGCCAAGAAGGGCGCCAAGAAAGCUCUGUCCAAACCGGCGAGCAAGUCUGGCAAGAAGCGCAAGAGGUCGAGGAAGGAGAGUUACAAAGUGAUGAAGCAGAAAUUGCUGUCCACUAUUCAGCAGAAUCCAGAUUUCUCUGUUACAUUCCUGCGUACUGCACAGGCACGGAAUCGUGACGCACCCCUUCCCUGUCAUUUCCUCUCGGUCAUCAGGUUUCUCUGA